Messenger RNA from Actinia tenebrosa (Australian red waratah sea anemone), 2066 nucleotides. RefSeq lists its product as uncharacterized. The record is from RefSeq and is a predicted model, not a curated record. Lineage: Eukaryota; Metazoa; Cnidaria; Anthozoa; Actiniaria; Actiniidae.
GCUUCAGUGAUGGCCGAUAAAGGUAAGACUAGUUACGUAGGAAGACUGAAAGACGAUAUCAAGAAAAACGAGAGAAUCCAAAUUGAAAUGGAAGAAAAGCUAAGGAAAUUAGAAGAGAAACUGAAAGACCAUGAUGAGAAUUGUCAAACCAAAAUCAAUGAGCUGGAAGAAGAAAUAAAAAGACUUAAAGGAGAAAUAGAAAAACUUAAAGAAGAAAACAAUACCCUUCAAGAAAAUAUCAAAGAGUUGGAGAUGAAAACGGAAGACUUAGAAGAGAGCAACACAUUCCUUGAAAAACAAAUGAAAGAAAUUGAUGAUAAUGCCAAAAAGGAAAUCGGAGAGUUGAAGACAAAGUUAGGAAACUUAGAUGAAAAAUUAAAGAAGUCUGAGCUUUCUGAAGAUGAGUUGAUCAUUCGGCAACUCUGUUCAAGCGUUCAGGAAAACCUCUCGAGGAUUGUGCUGCAGGGAUAUUUCGAAGAAAUUCAGAACAAAAGGACUCAGGAUAUGGAAAAUUACAUUUCAACGCAAAUUGAAGACGAAGAUGAACAAAAUAAAGCAAGGUUAAGAUGGGAAGAGUUAAAGAAAGAAAUCAAUUGGAACGAAUUUUGGAUAAAACAGCUAAAACCGGUCAAAAAGAGAGGGAACGAAACUGCUCAUCCACCCUUGACAGAAAAGGUCAUAGAUGCUGCGAAAAACAAAUUGAAAAGAAGGGAGAAGUUAGGAAAGCAUAACGUCAAGGCAGUAGAUCAGCUUAAAGAUAUAUGGACACAAACAAACCGCAAGCUACCGCAAGGGAACAUGGUCGUGGUCGACGGCGAGUCAUCUCACAGAACAAUCUCUAAUGGCCAAGAACAAGGCGGUCCAAGGCGUGUGUCUACCACAAGACAAAAACAUGAAGAUGUAAGGACUCCCAAUGGUACCUAUGCAAGCGAGGCCGCUGGAGGUAGGGGAGGUGAUUUCAAUCCCAAAAAAGCUAAUGGAAGACAAUCUUUUUCACGUUAUGCUAUUCUCGGCAAAGGACACUAGUGGGGCUAGUUAAGAUAAUUUUUUACCUUGACAAAGCUAUUUCUGGAAAGAUAUUUUUCGCACCACAACGAAGUUUUAUUUUUGAAUAAUUAAAUCACGUAAAAUUAUCAAUCCCAAUGGGAUUGACCUAAAACUAAAUAAGGUUAACUGAAUAAGGUUGAUCUAAAACUGCAAUUAGUUUAAAACUACUACAGUGAGCUAUCAAAAAUCCUGCGCUUUGAUUGGCUGAGCUUGUUUAUUGAUGAUGGACCGGCAGACGAAAAGAGCUGGUUUCAAGACUAGAACUAUGGAGUCUAAUUUGCCUUUUUAAGCAGCUUCUUUUUUAUCCAUUUAUUUCACCGUUCAGUAGGUUUAGACUAAAACCUAACUAACGAUUAGACCUCUAGCCCUCAUACUACGAGUCAAUAGCCUAUUGACUAUGUUCAAUAUCCUAUGAGCUAAUGACUCAUAGGCCAUUGUUAAAUAUUCACUUCUUCGCCUUGACUUGAAUGACAAUGUAUAGCACUCCCGUCUGAUAUCCAGACGUUAAACUAGACAGAGGGGCACGAGGUUAUAAUGUAACCCUCUCUAAAUAUGUUUAUCAAUUAUAUUUUCGCUUUUAAUUAACAUGUUAUACAUGUUUUUAUCGUACGCACAAAAAGAACUAUCGCAUAAAGGCGCUUAGCUAUAGCUGGCCUACACUACACUGCAUAUAUUAGCUAGUGAAAAAAAACAAAAAACAAAGCAAAACAAGCAAGGGACUGCUUCUAGCUUAAAUAUCAAAUAAUUAGAGUAUUGUAGAAAAUUAUAACCCAAUCAGAUGAAAGACCAGGUUCAAACAAACUUAUUUACUAAGUUUCAGGACGUUGUUCAUAUGCUAACAAUAUUAUGAGCAUAAAAACACUGUAUAAUUACAUAGAGAUAUAUAUAUAGUGUCCAAACACAUUAUAUAUCUUUUUUAAUAUCGCAACUUUAUUAUUGGAAUUUGUCCAAUCUUGAUUAAAUUCUCAAAUUAAGCUAAUUCCAAUGUGAUCUUUAUUCUGGUGGGGAAUUUGAGAAAC